UUACCGGGUCCCGUUUACAGGUCAGAAAUUAAAAUGAAGUACAUUCUAGUUACUGGCGGUGUUAUAUCAGGAAUUGGAAAAGGAAUCCUUGCCAGCAGCGUGGGCACGAUACUGAAGUCAUGUGGUUUACAUGUCACGUCCAUUAAAAUCGACCCGUACAUUAACAUUGACGCGGGGACAUUCUCUCCUUAUGAACACGGGGAAGUGUUUGUGCUGGACGAUGGUGGGGAAGUAGACCUGGACCUGGGUAACUAUGAGCGGUUCCUAGACAUCCGCCUGACCAAGGACAACAACCUGACCACCGGAAAGAUCUACCAGCAUGUCAUUAACAAGGAGCGCAAAGGAGAUUACUUGGGGAAGACAGUCCAAGUGGUCCCUCACAUCACGGAUGCAAUCCAGGAGUGGGUGAUGAGACAGGCGCUGAUCCCUGUAGAUGACGAUGGCCUGGAACCUCAAGUCUGUGUUAUCGAGCUCGGGGGGACGGUGGGCGAUAUAGAGAGCAUGCCCUUCAUCGAGGCCUUCCGGCAAUUCCAGUUCAAAGUCAAAAGAGAGAACUUCUGCAAUAUCCAUGUCAGUCUCGUCCCCCAGCCAAGUUCAACAGGGGAACAGAAGACGAAACCCACUCAGAAUAGUGUUCGAGAACUUAGAGGGCUUGGGCUUUCCCCAGACCUGGUGGUGUGCAGGUGUUCAAACCCUCUCGACACAGCUGUGAAGGAGAAAAUAUCCAUGUUCUGCCACGUUGAGCCUGAACAGGUCAUCUGCGUCCAUGAUGUGUCCUCCAUCUACCGUGUCCCACUGCUACUAGAAGAGCAGGGGGUUGUGGAUUAUUUUCUCCGAAGACUGGAUCUCCCAAUUGAGAGGCAGCCCCGGAAAAUGCUGAUGAAGUGGAAGGAGAUGGCUGACAGAUACGACCGCUUGCUGGAGACCUGCUCCAUUGCCCUUGUGGGCAAAUACACCAAGUUCUCCGACUCCUAUGCCUCUGUCAUUAAGGCGCUGGAGCACUCGGCACUGGCCAUCAACCACAAACUGGAGAUCAAGUACAUAGACUCCACAGACCUGGAGCCGAGCACGCUGCAGGAGGAGCCCGUCCGCUACCACGAAGCCUGGCAGAAGCUCUGCAGUGCGCACGGAGUGCUGGUUCCUGGAGGGUUCGGUGUUCGAGGAACAGAAGGGAAGAUCCAGGCCAUCAGCUGGGCUCGCAAACAGAAGAAGCCUUUUCUGGGUGUGUGCUUAGGAAUGCAGCUGGCAGUGGUGGAAUUCUCCAGAAACGUGCUGGGAUGGCAAGAUGCCAAUUCUACAGAGUUUGAUCCCAAGACCAGUCACCCCGUGGUCAUAGACAUGCCAGAGCACAACCCUGGGCAGAUGGGCGGGACCAUGCGGCUGGGCAAGAGGAGAACCCUGUUCCAGACCAAGCACUCGGUCAUGAGAAAGCUCUAUGGGGACCCAGAGUUCCUGGAGGAGAGACACCGCCACAGGUUUGAGGUCAAUCCGGUUUUGAAAAAGUGCCUGGAGGAGCAAGGCCUCAAGUUCGUCGGCCAGGACGUUGAAGGAGAGCGCAUGGAGAUUGUGGAGCUGGAAGAUCACCCUUUUUUUGUGGGGGUUCAGUACCACCCCGAGUUCCUGUCCAGGCCCAUCAAGCCUUCCCCGCCCUACUUCGGCCUCCUCCUGGCCUCUGUUGGGAGGCUCCCACAUUACCUCCAGAAGGGCUGCCGGCUCUCGCCCAGGGACACCUACAGUGACCGAAGUGGAAGCAGCUCCCCCGACUCUGAAAUCACGGAAUUGAAAUUCCCAUCAAUAAAUCAUGACUGAACCUGGUAACGGAUGCUUCUUCACAAGAACCUUCGACUUUUGAUAGCGUUUACAGCUUUGAUUUUACACUCGGCUUUUGACACUUCCUUUAAAUUAUGUUUUUAUUAAAAUUAUUUUAUUAUGGGGAAAGGUAUUUGGGAAACUCUGACGUGUCUGUCCAUCAUGUGUUGACUUGGCUUGCCGGCACCCUGCCUUCACAUUUCCUGAGGAGAGCAGCCUGCGGGGCGCUGACGACAGAGGGGCUGGCAGUGCCCCCAGUGCCACGUUUCUCCAACUACCUCGCCUUGUCAAUGUGGAUCCCAGAGCUGGUAUGAAGUGUGCCCCCAACUGCGCAUGGAAGCACGGGAAGGCACGCACGGCCAGUACUUGCAGCACGCUGGUGCUGGUGGCCUGAGGGCAUUGCUGCCACCAGGAGCAGUGAGACUCCACGUGGCCCUGAGCUAUGGGACUUGGCCACUUUGCCGUUGCAUGGACUGGUGGAGGAGUCUGCCCUGGAAGUGUGCUCUGGCUCUGCUUCUCCUUGCAUCAAGGGGUUGCUCUAAGGACAGAGCCUGUGGGGAGCUGUCACCAAAGCCCUUCUAGACAGACAGCUUUGGCUGUCUUUCUUCCAGAACAGCACUGGUGCAGCUGGAAUGGGGUGUGAAGAGCUGUUUUCUUAGUGUGAUGUAAUAGUAGGCACAGCUGCCUGCCCAGUGUCAGGGUUGGACCUGUGUAUACGCUCUAACUUAAAUAAACCAUGGAGAACGA
Molecule: messenger RNA, 2556 nt
Organism: Echinops telfairi (small Madagascar hedgehog)
Lineage: Eukaryota; Metazoa; Chordata; Mammalia; Afrosoricida; Tenrecidae
Gene: CTPS1
Product: CTP synthase 1
Exons: 19
Coding region: 34-1809 (591 amino acids)
Biological process (GO): pyrimidine nucleobase biosynthetic process; CTP biosynthetic process
Cellular component (GO): cytoophidium; cytoplasm
Molecular function (GO): CTP synthase activity; identical protein binding
Source: RefSeq, a predicted model, not a curated record